GAAAGGACUCAGUGGUCCUUCUGUUUUUUAUUUACUGAAGAGGAAAAUCAAAUAUAUUGUCAACACAGGCCAAGCCAGAAAGGAAGCCAGGCAGAGAGAAUUGAAAAAGAAUUAAAAGUGGUUUUUUCAGCCCUGACACUGCGCAUGUGUGGCCUAUGAUGGAGGAUUUGGAACCUGAGCGGAAGCAAGUUCGCCUGAACCAAGCCACUGCGGGUGGGAGCCGCUCCAAGGACGAAGAUGAGGACUACGUGCCCUACGUGCCCUUGCGGCAGCGCAGGCAGCUUCUGCUCCAGAAGCUGCUGCAGCAAAGACGCAAGGGAGCUGCAGAGGAAGAGCAACAGGACAGUGGCAGUGGCAGUGAGCCCCGAGGAGACGAGGACAAUAUCACGCUGGGUCCUCAGUCCAAUGUCAGCCUCCUGGAUCAGCACCAGCACCUCAAAGAGAAGGCUGAAGCACGCAAGGAGUCCGCCAAGGAAAAGCAACUGAAGGAAGAAGAAAAGAUUCUGGAGGGUGUGGCUGAAGGCCGAGCCUUGAUGUCAGUGAAGGAAAUGGGCAAAGGCAUUACCUACAACGAUCCGAUCAAAACUAGUUGGACACCCCCGCGCUAUAUCCUGAGCAUGUCAGAAGAGCAGCAUGAGCGUGUUCGGAAGAAGUACCACAUCCUGGUGGAAGGAGACGGUAUCCCGCCACCCAUCAAGAGCUUCAAGGAAAUGAAGCUCCCUGCAGCUAUCCUUCGAGGCCUGAAGAAAAAGGGCAUCCUCCACCCAACACCCAUUCUGUCUGGUCGGGACAUGAUUGGCAUCGCCUUCACGGGGUCAGGCAAGACACUGGUAUUCACACUGCCCGUCAUCAUGUUCUGCCUGGAACAAGAGAAGCGGCUGCCUUUCUCCAAGCGGGAAGGACCUUAUGGACUCAUCAUCUGCCCCUCGCGAGAGCUGGCUCGGCAGACCCAUGGCAUCCUGGAGUAUUACUGCCGUCUGCUGCAGGAAGACAGCUCCCCUCUCCUGCACUGCGCGCUCUGCAUCGGGGGCGUGUCGGUGAAGGAGCAGAUGGAGACCAUGCGACAUGGUGUCCACAUCAUGGUAGCCACAACGGGCCGCCUCAUGGAUUUGCUGCAGAAGAAAAUGGUCAGCCUAGACAUCUGCCGCUACCUGGCCCUGGAUGAGGCUGACCGCAUGAUCGACAUGGGCUUUGAGGGUGACAUCCGUACCAUCUUCUCCUACUUCAAGGGCCAGCGGCAGACUCUGCUCUUCAGUGCCACCAUGCCGAAGAAGAUUCAGAACUUCGCCAAAAGUGCUCUGGUCAAGCCCGUCACCAUCAGUGUUGGUCGUGCUGGAGCAGCCAGCCUUGACGUCAUCCAGGAGGUGGAAUAUGUGAAGGAGGACGCCAAGAUGGUGUACCUGCUUGAGUGCUUGCAGAAGACGCCCCCACCUGUACUCAUCUUUGCAAAGAAGAAAGCAGAUGUGGAUGCCAUUCACGAAUACCUCCUGCUCAAAGGAGUUGAGGCUGUGGCCAUUCAUGGGGGCAAAGACCAGGAAGAGCGGACCAAGGCCAUUGAGGCAUUCCGGGAAGGCAAGAAGGACGUCUUAGUGGCCACGGAUGUGGCCUCUAAAGGCCUAGACUUUCCUGCCAUCCAGCACGUCAUCAACUAUGACAUGCCUGAAGAAAUCGAGAACUAUGUGCACCGAAUUGGCCGAACUGGGCGUUCGGGAAACACGGGCAUCGCCACCACCUUUAUCAACAAGGCCUGCGAUGAGUCAGUGCUCAUGGACCUCAAAGCCUUGUUGCUGGAGGCCAAGCAGAAGGUACCACCUGUUCUGCAAGUGCUGCACUGUGGGGAUGAGUCCAUGCUGGACGUCGGAGGAGAACGGGGCUGCACCUUCUGUGGAGGCCUUGGUCAUCACUGACUUCCCCAAACUCGAAGCUAUGCAGACUAAGCAGGUCAGCAACAUUGGCCGCAAGGACUACCUGGCACACAGCUCCAUGGACUUCUGAGCUUCCCUCUCCUUCCCAAGAGUCAAGUCCCAGGACAUCAGCCAUGUGCACACCAGCCCUCAAGACAAGAAGCCAGCCUCCUUGGCCCAGCUGGCCUGGGCCACCCCAGUGUUCUCUUCCCCAGCUGCCAUUAAAGCACAAUCCCUUAAAAAAAGAAAGAAAGAAAGAAAGAAAGAAAGAGAACAAAAAACAGUGCAUGAUGGUUCGAGCUGCGGCUUUGAAGAUGAAAGAUCCCAAACAGAUUAUCUGGGACAUAGAGACCCUGGAUGCAAUGGAGUUUAACCCAGUGCAACAGCUGAAUGAGAAAGUACUGAAAGCCAAGCUGAAAAGGCUGCGGGAAACGUUUGAAAGAAUUCUACACCUUUAUCAAAAAGAAAAUCCAGAUUUGUACAAAGAAUUGAGACAGCUACAGGUAGCAUAUGAACAAAAGAGAAAUCAACGGAUCCAGUAUUUUGAUGCGGUCAAGAACGCUCAGCAUGUGGACUUAGAGAGCAUCCCUUUGCCAGACAUGCCCCAUGCUCCUUCCAAAGUCUUCAUCCAGGACAUUCCCCUUCCUG
Rattus norvegicus (Norway rat) is the source of this 2552-nucleotide messenger RNA. The record is from RefSeq and is a predicted model, not a curated record. Lineage: Eukaryota; Metazoa; Chordata; Mammalia; Rodentia; Muridae.